UGAAAAGCCAACUCAGCUGAAAGUGAAGACAUUUUUAUACACAAAAAAUUUGUAGCUGCAGCAAAUAAGUUUAUUUUGCACGUCCAAUUGAGCCCCAAAGACAAUGCAAAAUGCGGCUGGCCAACGAGAAAACGAAAAUGCAGCCCCAGCUGAGAGACCUGUUCAUCGGCCUGGUCUGGAUCUGCUGUUGUCUUCCAACAUCGACGUGGGCGCAGGGGACACUCUCGGACAAGCGAUUGUGCGCUGACCCAAAAUGUGAACAAAUUAUCUCAACGGGCAUUGCCAAAAUCAGCUAUGCGACUGGUGGCGAAGGCCUCAUAUCCUUUAAAAUCAACACCCCCAUUCGCGUCCUGUCCAAGAGCGCCGGUUCCAACAAGCAGCUCUGGGGCGUGGACAUCAACGGCCGACGUGGCUAUGCCAACAAGGACUUCAUUAUGGAGAAGAAGAUCCUUGUGCGGGAUGCCGAACUAAAGUUUGAGGUACCAGUAGUGGGGCCUGGCAGUCCUCCUAGUCCUCCUGCAGUGGCGGAGCCUCUGCAGACCGUGCUUAACGCUUCUGAGUCAUCUGAUGACAUGGCGACGACCACCACAGCCCCGCUGGACGUUCAAGUGGAGGCCAUUGUUGUGGAGAACGACAAAACGAAGGAUCAGCAGGCACCUGAUCCAACGAAGGCUACUCAGGCCCAGCUGCUGCAGCUGGUGGAUGGCACUGAGCUGCCCCUGGAAGCCAUUCCAGCUGUAACUGAUGGCACACCCAACCCCAAGCCCAGUGAUGCAGCGAAGUCAGAACCAGCCUCAACAGCAUCUGUUGACUUAAAGCAGACGCAGGAAGCAACGGUGGACUCACAGAAGCCCCAGGAUGCUACUGUGGACUCACAGAAGCCGCAGGCUGUAACUGUGGACUCACAGAAGCCCCAGGAUGCUACUGUGGACUCACUGAAGCCCCAGGAUGCAACUGUGGACUCACAGAAGCUCGAGAAUGCAACUGUGGAAUUAUCGAAGCCCCAAGAUGCCACUAUUGACUUACAGAAGCGACAGGAAGCAGCUGUUGAUGCUAAGAAGCCACAGGAAGCAGCUGUUGAUGCUAAGGAGCCGCAGGAAGCAGCCGUUGAUGCAAAAAAGCCACAGGAAGAACCAACGGACCCCAUUUUGCCUACUGCUGGAGAACAGGAUUCAGCAAAACUCUUAGACGCCAUCAACGCAGAACUUGAAGACUCUGAUGAUUUUGAUUAUGGGGAUGACGAGAUAGACGAAGACGACGAACUGAACCAAGAUAGCGAAGAUAAGGAAUCGAUCGACAGCGAUAAAUUGAACGAUACAAAAACACUUAAUGUCAUUGAAACUAUUGGCAUUGAGCAAGAGAACACGACUCUAAAUUUGGUAAAGCCAAAGGAAGAAGCCAACGUAGAACAGGCGGAAAUAACAAACGCUACCACGGAGCUUCCAAAGGAUCUUGCAACGGAAAGUGCAUCGGUAGAUAAAGAAGUUGUUAAGGAGGUACCGGAAACAACAACCGUUGAGUCACAACCUUUAGAAGCUCUCAAAAUCGAGGAAAUCACCGAAAAGCUUGAGGUUCCCGAGACACCACCCGCCCGGCCAGCUGUAAGUGAAAGCGUUGACGAUGGAGUCGUCAAAGUAGAUAUAGCUUCGUCUGCGACUGAAGUGAAAACUGAGACUGAAAAGGAUUCAAGGGAAAAUGCUGAUGAGCCCGUUGUGGUUCAAUCUGAGGCCAGCUCCACAGGCAGUGGUCCCAUUGAAAAGGAAUUGGUGAAAUCUGAACCUGUUGUCCUGCCACCACUCUUUGAAAAUGCUAAUCCCGAUUAUUACAAGCAUUUGCAAGAACAACAGCAGCAGCAGACGUUAAAGGAACAAGUGGAGCAACAGACAUUAAAAGAGGAACAGCAGCAAGAAGAAGUGAAGCAAUCACUGCGGCUUCCGGAACAGCAGCUACCGCUCAGUGACCCAGUGGAACCCGAGUCCAAUGAGGUCUACGCUGAUCCCAACGAUUAUUACAAUAAGCAGCAAAGUACAGAGUAUCCACAUCACCAGCACCAGCACCCGGACUACCAUCAUCAUCAUCAUCCCACAGAAAGGGCAGAACAAACUACUAUAUCGGCUGUUCCCGACUCACCCUACGGUUCUGUUCACGAAGAGGAUGUUACACCCGCACCUCAGGCCGCCGCGGGAGUGGGUUCCGUGGAACCAGUGGCUUUGCCCGCGACAGCAAGUCCCUUGGCGGAAGCUCCCACAAAAGAUGAUGGUGCCCUGGGAUUAGGUUUGUUUGCCACCAUCGUGGACACUGUGAAUAAUUUCAUAGGAAAGGAGCCGGAAAGUGCUGGGUUUGAUGGUAGCGAUGAGCUGCAAAGGAUUUUAUAUCCAGGCGUGGGCGAAGUAGCGGGAUCCCCAAGGAAACCUGCGGCAGACUCAGCCCCAACAGUCGACAUGGAUGGCUACUGUGCUCGGUUUCAGUCGCAGAAGGACGAUUAUUGCCAUCGCUCCAUUUCCCUAGAUAAUUUUGCAGAGAUUCUCACCGCCAAGGUGGUGGAUCACAGCCUGCUACUGCUGUGCGUGGUCAUUGCGGCGGCCUCGUCCCUAUUCUUUAUUUUUGCCUACUACUGUUUCUGCAACAGCAGCCAAGAGGGAGCACUCCUGUCCAAGCUAAACCAUUUGGAGCGCAGCUUGCUGGCCUCCCACAAGGAGAACCAUAUAAUCAAGCAUGAACUGAUGACGACGCGCCACAAGCUGGCCAGUAUCGAGGACAACUCCUUUGGCUCCAACGACAUGGUGGCUGAGCUUAAGAAGCAACUGGAAAAGGAGGUCUUUGAGAAAGCCAAGCUGCAAGAGCAGGUUGGCUCACUAGAAAGGGAUCUGGAUAAUGCGGCUGAGGCUGGACUGGAACUGAACAAGAUGCUGUCGGAGGUUCUGAGCAACCAAAACGGCGAUGAGGCCUUCUUGAGCACCGUCGAUGAGCUGCAGCGGCAGCUGAAUGACCAGGAGAGGAUCAUGAUUGAGAUCAACUCGAGCCUGGCGGAAAAGAGUCGCGAGAACAGCGAGCUGCAGUACACUUUCGCGGAGACCACGUCGCGUCUUAACGGCGAGCUAAAGACUCUGCAAGAGGACAACUACGAGCUCGAGAUGGAGAAGUCCAGGCUGCAAACCCGUCUGGACGAAAUUCAGGCCGAAACGGACGGGGAAAUGGCCAAAGUACUCGAGGCACGCAACUACGAGAUGCAAAGACUCCAGAACCAGAUUCUCGACCUCACCGCCAAGUGGGAGCGAGAGCAUGGCGACUAUCAAACGAGCUUGGCCAAGAUCGAGGCUCUCGAGGAUUGCCUCAAGGCCGUGAAGAAGGAUGCCAAUCUUAAUGUUCAGGAGCUGAUUGCCUCAGCCAAGACGCGCGGCGAACUUAACGCGGCCCAAAGGAAGUUUGUCGAACUGCAGGCGAAGCUGGAGCAGGAAGUGGCCCACAAGCAGCGCAUAGAGGGUCAGCUACAGCAGUCCAGCUCCGAUGUGGAGCAGCUCAAGCAGGACUUUAACCAGUCGGAGCGGGACAAGUUGGAGGCGCAGACGAGGCUCGAAGUCCUCUCCGGCUAUUUCCGCGAGAAGGAGAACGAACUGAAGAAGGAGCUUAGUCUGCAGGAGACCAAGUGGCUGCAGCAUCAGGGCGAAAACGCAAGCACCGUGGAGACGCAGACAUUGAUGAAGAACGAAAUACAGACUCUAAAAUCUCAGAACGACGAGCUGCGCGCCGAGAUCGAGGCCCAGAUAGCCUCGCACAAGGCGCAGAUGGGCACGCUGGAAAACCGCGCCCACGAGUCCUGGCUGGCAGCACGUCAGUCGGAGCGCCGGUGCGAAGAGGCGCUGGCCGAGGCCGCCGGACUGCGGCGCAAGUUGACCACCAUGGCUAGUGGCGGCGGAGAUCCAGUCGCAGUCGAAGCCAUUGCUGCUAAUGGAGCUGGGCCUGCUCUGGGGGCGGAACUAAAGGCGGCUCCGUCGCCGUUGCCUCUGCCGUUGCCCGGGUUGCCGGGUUCACCCCUGCUGAACAUGCCAAAUCCACUGCCAUUCCUAGCGGCACCCUUCUCACCAUUCAUGGGCCUGCCGCCGCCGCCAUUCCUGCCGCCAGCGGGUGGCGGGGCACGUCCUCCGCCCCUUGGACGCAUGCGUUCCCCACCGCCCUCUGCGCGGGGGGAUCGGGACCGGGAUCGUGAUCGGGAUCGUUACUCGGACUACAGUGAUUACGAUGACUAUGACGACGACGAUGAGGAUGAGCGGGAUGCUUUGGACCAUCGCCGAAGGCACAGCGGAAGCUGGGGUCGCCAUCAUCACUCCUUCACGCAUUCGCCGCGCACAUAUCGCUCGCUCUCACCGUCGGACAGUCGGUACAACUAUAACGACACGGAAACGGACUUUAGUCCCCCGCCAAGUCCGCCGCCAGUCUCUUCCAAUCGGAGCGCGGCAUCGCGACCCUACAGCGAGGUGUGAGGGAAGACCGUUCCUUUCGCGUAACCAAGUCCUACCAAGUAUAUUAGACUCAAAAAACUAGUUCAAAUAUAUUUAUUAAUCAACGAUUCGAACGAGGGGUCGAGGGCGGCGGAUAAACCUCCGAAUCCAUUAUCCCAUUAGCAGGGACUUCAGAGGAGUUCGUUAGCAUCAAACACAUGAAAACACAUUUCGACUCGGCAAGUGGUGAAUGAUAUCCGACAAAAAAUUAAAGCAACCAAUUAAACACGGUGAAACAAAACCAA
This is a messenger RNA of Drosophila kikkawai, 4744 nucleotides long. RefSeq names its product transport and golgi organization 1 (gene Tango1). Gene Ontology annotation, molecular function: protein binding. Gene Ontology annotation, cellular component: endoplasmic reticulum exit site; endoplasmic reticulum membrane. The record is from RefSeq and is a predicted model, not a curated record. Gene Ontology annotation, biological process: protein secretion; vesicle cargo loading; endoplasmic reticulum to Golgi vesicle-mediated transport. Lineage: Eukaryota; Metazoa; Arthropoda; Insecta; Diptera; Drosophilidae.